AUGACUAGUCACACCGGCAUCGGCUUCCAGAAUCACCACCAGCCUUCAGAAUCAUCUUUGAUACAUCUGAGAAUCACUUGCUUUCAACAAGUCAAGAAGAGAAACAACAUGAGCCAGUCAACCCAGCAUGAAUCAAUCCCAUACUAUGAGAACACUCCUCUUGAGAACACCCCUCCCACCGCGCCACCUCCUCCCAAAGAUGGAGAGGAUGAUCCAGAGGAGAAUGACCCCUUUUACGAGACGAAGGACAGUGACACUCCCAUCACUCUCCCCAGCCAUGGGGGCACCGGGGGCGUGGACUCCAUCACAUUCAGAGAGAGUCGUCAGGACAGGUCUGAGAGUGAGCACACUCCCUGGUGA
This is a messenger RNA of Neurospora tetraspora, 360 nucleotides long. RefSeq lists its product as uncharacterized. The transcript has 2 exons. NCBI's taxonomy places the organism in Eukaryota, Fungi, Ascomycota, Sordariomycetes, Sordariales, Sordariaceae. The record is from RefSeq and is a predicted model, not a curated record. The coding region runs from base 1 to 360 and encodes 119 amino acids.